Molecule: messenger RNA, 1220 nt
Organism: Cotesia glomerata
Lineage: Eukaryota; Metazoa; Arthropoda; Insecta; Hymenoptera; Braconidae
Product: neprilysin-2-like
Exons: 2
Coding region: 96-1220 (374 amino acids)
Biological process (GO): protein processing
Cellular component (GO): plasma membrane
Molecular function (GO): metalloendopeptidase activity
Source: RefSeq, a predicted model, not a curated record
UUAUUCUCUUACAGAUCAAACCACCGUUUUUUGAAUUUUCCAACCAUGAGUCAAUAAAUCAAAGUGAUCCGCAAAUAAAAGCUUACUAUGAUUACAUGGUUAAUAUAUCUGUGCUACUAGGGGCUGAUAAGCCGAUUGCUGAAAAUGAACUCAGCGAUUCCUUGGAAUUUGAAUUAGAACUCACAAAUAUUUCAAAUAACUUAUCAAUUGACUCAUUAUUAAACAACACGGCAUUAAUCGAGGAAAUGUCCGUUGCUGAUAUGAUUGAACGUUGGCAUUCCGUCAAUUGGAUCAAAUUUUUUAACAUAGCUAUGCAACCAUUUUAUGAAAUCAACAACGCGACAAUUAUCAGAACGGCAGGAAGUUUUAUUUACUUGGACAAUCUCAUUCAAAUUUUAAAUUACACUCCCAAGCGAAUUCAGGCUAAUUUUGGAUUAUGGAAAAUAAUUGAAAGUUUAGUACCGUUUGUUAAAAAUUCCACUUUCCUACAAGUUUAUCAAUUUUAUAAACAAGAUGAAGACGAAUAUGACAAUGAAAUUAAUUGCAUUGAAUUAGUUAAAGAAUUGUUACCGGUAAGCGUUCAUGCUCUGUAUGUGAAAAAACUUAAAGAUACACGAAUUAAGGAAGCAGUGACUGAUAUCUUUAUCGAAAUAAAACAAAAGUUGAUAGAGACUUUGAGUUCUGUCGAUUGGACUGAUGGAGAAACUAAAAAAAAUGCUAUCGCAAAAGCGGAAGCUAUAAAAGGUCUUAUCGCGUAUCCGGAUGAGUUGUUAGAUGAUGAAAUGCUAGAAGAGUAUUUUGCAGAUCUCGAUCUAGAUGAUGAUUGUUUUCUGGAAAAUGUUGUUCAAUUGGAGAGAUUCAAUUGGAUAAAGGAGAUGGAUAAUAUAAGUAGACCCUUUAAUAUAUAUUAUAGAGCGAAUUGGAAUGUAACUUCCUUUGAUCUGAUUGGGAGUACAGGCCAUUACUUUCCAACAUUAAACUUAUUUGCGAUGUCCACAGGAUUGCUCCAAGGCUUAAUUUUCGGGAUCCAUCAUCCUAAUUACAUGAAUUACGGAGCAGCUGGAACACUUAUAGGCCAUGAAGUCAGCCACGCUUUUGACCCCUUCAGUCUUCAAUAUGACCAUAUUGGAAGAGUAAAUAAUUUAUGGACUGAUAAAUCAUAUAAUGAGUAUCAAGAUAGGCACGUUGCUUCAUCGACCAAUACAAUAAUUAUACCCUAA